GGCUAUGGCGCGGCGCGCUGAAGACAGCCUCCCUGUACCAGCCAGCCCCAUGACGUAUUCGUGUCCAAUUCUGCGUCCUUCGGCAAGCACAUUCAGAGAUCAGCACCACGCACCUUUGGGAGGCAUACGGAAGGACAUGCCUGUCUCCCAUGCAUGCAAGCCUCCUCUCCGGUCGGAUAUGUGGCCUGUAGACGGUCAGUCUGUGGUAGGCAGCGGCAGCAGCAUGCUUGCCUCCCCUGUGGUGAUGAAUCAUGUCAAUUCGCAGCUGGGAGGCAUACGAAGUGUACACGUGAAUCCGCACAAUGGAAGCGCCAUCGCUGCUGCAAGUCCUGACGUGACCGGGCAAUCACAGUACUGGGCAUGCUCGUUGCCCCUUCACAACGACUGUGUUGGGCCAGCUGAGCGGGGAACAACAUCGGACGUCCAUCAAGAGAUAUUGUCGCCGUUUGGAUCGUUGCCAACGUCGUCUUCCGCUUUGUCGCAAGCAGUGUGCAAUCCGGCGUCAUCUGGUGGUGUCGCAGUGGCGGGGGAAGGAGUCUCCCUGCCCGUCAACAAUGGAGGUGAUAAUCGUGAUCCUGCACCGCCACACAAUUCAGAAGAUCUCGACAUGCAUGGUGGCGACCCUGACAUGCACUGUGGUGAGGGCAAUGUCUUUCCACAGAGUGUGACGGGUGAUAGGCAUCCAGGCUGCCCUCCUGUGCCAGCAGGCAGUGGUUUGGACGCGAAUGGAGUGCAGCCUGUGCAGGUCAACAGGCAAGCAGGUCGUGACCAUCCUCCGCCUGCCGGGACUGUGGGUGAGGCAGCGGCGGCCACGGGGACCGAUAAUGCAUCUGCUCGUGGCAAGAGGGUUACGGGUGGUCGUUGGGGAGAAGAUGAGACAACUGUCCUGUUGAAGGCGAAGUCAGAGCAGUUGGCAGCAAGAGCGCUUGAUUCAGAGGGUCGGGGGAAAGGGAAGGAAGCCGGGAAGGUAUGGGAAGCCAUUUCAGCACAGUUGAAAGCGUCGAAUUGGAAAAGAGAAGCGGAUGACUGCAAAAGAAGAUGGAAUACGGUCAAGAGGUGGUACACUCAAGUUGUGGACAACGACACAAGGAGCGGUCGACAAAGUUAUUGGACAAUGACUCCGAAAGAAAGGGCUGCCGCCAAGCUCGAGUUUAACAUGAGGAAGACAUGGUUUGAUAUCCUCCAAUCCUACAACACCAGGAACCAAACGGUUUACCCCGACCGUGUGGUGGACACGGGGGAGGAGGAGGAAGUUGGUCAUAACCCAGCCCCUCAGCGUCAGGAGGGAGAAAACAAUGGUGAGGCUGAAUAUGGUAGCAUGGGGGGUUCUGUCAGCGAGGGUUCAAACCUUACCUCUGCUACUGGUUCCACCCCUCCCAACAGGAGGAGGAGGAACAUGAACGCUAGGGAACAAAGCCUGCAGAUUGUUUGUACCGCCAUGACGAACAACACAAAUGCAGUUCGUGAGGCAGCUGCAGAGCAGGGCAGAAUGAACAGGUCCUGCGCAGAGCUCCACUGCGGCACACUAACAGAGCUCUCCGCUCGCGAACUUGCUACUCAGAGAGAGUUGGCGGAGCUGACGCGGGAGAUUAUGCGGGAGGAGAUGGCAUCGCGUGAGAGAACGGCAGAUACAUUUGCCAACAAGAUGGGUGAUGGCUAUGCACUGCUGGCGAGUGCGCUGCGCUGUUUCGGUGAAGCAAGUUCCAGCAGGCGACGUCGACGUCAGUCAUCAUCCGACGAGUCAUUUUCGGCAUCUCAAGAAUUCACAGUAGUCGUGACUGCCAUCAUAGCGAGGUACGAUCAGAUGGAAACGCAAUACACGUUUGCAUGCAUGGAAAUUGCACGGCUGUCUGAUGAGAAUGCGAAGCUCACAGUUGACAAGCAGCGCCUUGUGCGUGGGGUGCACUGCUUGGCACGACAGCGAGAUCAAGCACGUGCAGAGGCAAAGAGGUUUAGACAAGCAGCGGGCAUGGAGGCAGACUUAUCGGCAGAACUGGAGGGAAUGCAGAUUCGGCACGAAGAGAUGCUGUCUUCGUCACUUAUUCACGCUUCGCCCGUAGGGGACACCGCCGGUUGUAGCAUGCAACGCCGGUGCCGAUCGAGGGAUCGGGGGGUCGAUUCAGGGGAUUCGGACGUGUCAUCUGGGUAUCUCGAUGUUGGGGAAGACGUCUAACACGGAGAUGAGCGGUGUGAGCACAUGUCCGACAACGCGCUGUGUUGAUCACGUAUGAUGGGGCUUAUUGAUG
This is a messenger RNA of Chara braunii, 2246 nucleotides long. The record is from the annotation of a GenBank genome assembly. NCBI's taxonomy places the organism in Eukaryota, Viridiplantae, Streptophyta, Charophyceae, Charales, Characeae.